AUGUUCCUAUCCGUUAACGUCAAUAUAGUUAUGUUACAAGUGUUAAAUAUCCUUCUUUUCCUGCAGUUGCCACCUUCUGCCGAAGCCAAAUAUGUGUUUGAAUGCACUGUUUCCGGUUCCGUAGUCGAAGUGAGAAAAGAACCGUUAUCUACGUUUCUUGAAAAAUGUAAGAAUGCUACGCAUCUCAAACUUAUUGAGCCUGAUAUCUUUACUCCUGGUACAUUGACGGAGAAUCAGGUGAACACUAUUUUUCAAAUCAGUCACAUAGAUAUGUGUAUUAAAAUUUCACAUGCCCCUUAUACAGAGCUCAUAUUCCUUAUGAAGAGUUUAACUGGAAAAUGUAAAGGGCCAUUUUUGGACAUUACAAUGAAUAAUCUACUGAAGAAAAUUGAAGGCGAUACAUUCAUAAGUGGACUUAGGAAUCAACCUGAUUCUAUACGAAUACGUGGGAAUCGAAGGCUAUCAGCCACAGUUCUGAAAAAAUUCAAAGGCUUCCGUGAUGUGCAACACGAAGGCGAAUGUGCGAUGCCACUUCAAAUAGGUCGAAAAAUUAAUUUUCGUAAUUGCACAUAUCUCUACGGACCCCUCGUGGUUGGUAUUGAUGUUGAAAAAGUGGAAAUACAGGCAGUGCAUGACCACUUUGUAUACACGGGAUGCGUACAAAUCAUCGAUACCCUGCUCACCGACUUGGCAAUACUCGAACGCUUUCGGAAUUUCACUCCUAUAAAGGAUUGCGAACAAUGUGAACAAACUAACAAUAUUACGCGCAACCUGCAACUCUGUGUAGAGAACCCUUCAGAAAUCCGAGCCACUUUUCCAGGAGUUCGUAUUUACCAAAACUAUGAACCAUGCAAAGCCGACCAAUGUCGAGGUGGUGCUGUAACAGAAGAAUACUUGGAGGAAACAGCUAAUUGCACGACAAGGAUAGGUGACGUGGUUCUGGCGCAAUGGAAAAAGAAGCCGCAUAAUAUAGACGUCCUUUAUAAAACAAGAGAAGUUCGGGGUCGUCUGGUCAUCUAUGGGAACAAAGGACUUGGCGAUUUUGACUAUUUCAAAAACUUGGAGAUAGUUGGUACCCCAAACGUUGAAGGAAAUGCGCCGGCAAUGGCUAUAACCGGCAAUGAAGAUCUAACAUCACUAAAAAUGCCAAAACUCACAGACGUGACACAACACGAAACCGUUGUACGAAUCAAAAUUGACGACAACAAAAAACUAAAUUUGUCUAGGAGAGAAGUGAACAGGUUUAUGGCUGCAGCAGGAGGACCAACAUAUACAGAUAUUCAUCAUGGAGAAGAGAAGAGCACGAAGCUUCCUCCAAGUACUUCAAAUAGCUCCAAGAAGCUUCAACCUAUAGUUUUCUUUAUUCUCCCUGGUGUAAUUCUGCUGCUCAUCGUCAUAAUCGUGAUUGCAUUAAUCAUUGUGAAGAAGAGAUCUCAUUCUGCACUUCCACCGCCACCCUUUCGACUCUCAAAUAAAUCCAAGACUAUACUUGGUGAAAUGUGUAAGGAAAUUCUAACAAAAAAUCCUAUGGUGUGGCGUAUACAGGAUCGGCAAUUGAUAUGGAGAUACUCGAAGGAUGAUCCCAAGCGCGAAGUUGUAUCUGGAUUGGCAAAUAAACACUCAAAUUUCCUCCAAAAUCACAGCGCAGUGCUCGUUCCUAACGCUCGGAUCCUAGCAGCGAACGCGAGAAUGUUGUAUAGUCGCAUCCAGUGUAUGAGUUCCAAUUCUCUUGUGAUUAUGAUUAGCAAAACUAAUGACGUAUCAGAUAUAGUCCCUUAUCUACCUAGCGAAGUCGGGAAAUCGUACGAUUUCCAAGAUAUGGAGUCCACAAUCAGAUUCACAUUAUUGAAAAAUAGUGGCGUAGGAGAACGAACAAUUGAUUACCUGUACAGUGUAGAAAGUCUACAAAAAGGAACUAAAUGUGAUAAGAAAAAUAUUCGUGUACUUCUUUAUGUAUGGGGUACGUUACGACUACGCAAUGAUUUUGAGGAACUGUUGCGAGUGCUACGGUUAUUCGCGAAGAAAAGACCAGUAUGCGUAAGCGAACGAAGGAAAGAAUUGUUCUCAUUAUUACACCUUAUAUACACCUAUGUAUACGAAUUACAACAAUCUAUAAAUGUCGUCGAAGCUUUCCAGCUGCAUACAGAUAAUUGCAACGGAGCUCCACUUGAUAGUAGCGAAAUGCUUUGUGCUAUGUCAUUCAUAUUAGAAUGGGCUCGUCGAUCGUCCUCAGUUCCCGCGGAGUUGACGCAGAAGCAUGCCAAUUGGUGUGAUCUAUACGAUCAAAUGUCGACCUUUUCAAGAGAACAUUCUAACAUAAUUAACAUACUACCUGCUCAUAUCGAUACAAAACGCCAGAAAGAACUACAAGAUGAAAUAGAACACGCUGGGCCGAGGAUUGGAGCAGCUUUUAGUGAACGAUCAGAAGUUCCCAUUAAAGAUAACUUUAGACGGCUUACAAAACAAGAAUUAAAACAAAGAAAAGAAACAAAUAAUCAGAAGGGGGGAAAGAAAAAAUCUAUUAUGGAAGAAGAGUCAGGAACAAAUCUGGGGCUGGAUACUACUGGUGCUACAGCAACGCAGCGGUGCCGAGCUGCAGGUGAUGAUCCACAACGAAAAGAAGAAGAAAAGCGUGUUUCAGAGGUUUCAAAAAACGCAGCUCAAACUGCUGGUAAGAAUCCUAAAUCCGAAACGAAACCAAACGUCGUCGUUCCGAAUACGCCGAAGACGAAAUAG
Molecule: messenger RNA, 2736 nt
Organism: Necator americanus (New World hookworm)
Lineage: Eukaryota; Metazoa; Nematoda; Chromadorea; Rhabditida; Ancylostomatidae
Exons: 21
Coding region: 1-2736 (911 amino acids)
Source: RefSeq, a predicted model, not a curated record